AUGAGUGGUACGGAGAGAAAGUCUUGGUCGGAAGUUCUCCCCCUUCUGUUCAACUUGCUUGUGGAAAAUGCCGACAGAAUCGUAGAUGACACAAGCUUAGAAAGAAUUCUUGAGUGGCUAAAGAAUGUUUGCGAAACAGAUCGAGAACUGCAAAAAUUACUGCAAUGUGGAACAGUCGAGUUCAUAUCAAGGGAGCAAGUUUUCUCCAAUCCUGAAUCCAGCGGAUUCUUCCUGAGACUUUUUGGUUUUUUAGUCGCAAAGGCUGAGUUAUUCAGAUCUUUCGGUUGUGCCCAAGAUGGAGACUUUUUAUCCAGAUUUCUAGACAAGCCUAAAAGUGAACCGGGUCUUUGGAAUGAAGGGAUAGUCAGGCACGGAUAUUUUCAAGCAUUGAUUUCUCUCACAGAGCACGAAGAUGGCGUGGCAUGGCUAAGAAUCGGAGGUAGUCGUAGAGAAUCGCUUUUACAUCCAGCUUCAAUGAUUGGUCCGAUUAUAAUCAGUCAUGAAAUUUUUAAAUCAGCUAGAGCAAGCAGUGGGGCGGACUUUCUUUCGGGGGUACACCCUUAUGUGCCACCUAUUAUGUACAUGGUACACACUCGGGGGGGAACUUAUUUGAGAGGGGGGCUUAAUAUAAUAGAGGAUUUCAGUAAUGGCAUUUGCUGCUAAGAAAUGAGAAAAAAACUGUGCCAAGUUCACAUUCGCAAAGACUCCCGGGACUGUAAAAAUGGGACAGGAAAAAAUUUGGCCAAUAGUUGAAUAUCGCAUCCCAAGUUACAAUCCCAGGAUUCUUUUUGAAAGUUAACUCUGUCCAGUUUUCUUCUAGAAGUGGUAAAUAAAUUGCCUUUUCCCUGAAAAUGGCUGGACCUUUGUAAAGCCCUGAAAACCACAUAAAAGGGUGGUCCUGUCUCCAGUGAGGGACAUUAAAAUAUAUUACUGUGCUUUUCACAAACAUGCGAACUCUAAAGUUCAAAAGUCGCCUUCACAUUUGAGUUUUUCGCUGCCGUCAAUCAUAAUUACGAUCAGCAGCAACGAACCUUGAAACACAGAAACAUACAAAACAAAGUUAAAUCCACCAAUUACAAAUCACAAACUUCCUAAAAGGUCCUUUAAGAUGAUUGACGGCAGCAAAAAACGCAAUCAUCAGUUGGAUUUUGAACUUCAGAAUUCACAUGUUUGUGAAAAGCGCAGUAACGUUCAAAUAAGCUGUUAUUUGCCCAAUUGAUUUCAGUGUCCCUCUUCUUUUUAUGCAGGUCACAUUGAUUGUGCCUUAGACUGUAUCACUGACAGAAGCAUGUUUGUGGCCAAAUCAGCCCAGAGUUUGAUUGCAAAGUAUCUCAUCAGAGAGAGUAACUGGAUUCUUUCCAGCGACUCAGAAGAAUUGAUGUCAAACAAUACUGUGGAAGCUAAUGACCCUAGGCAUGUCAUUGAAAGGUUGAGGUCAAUGCUGAAUUCACAAUGCACAGCAUCUAGCUCUGCACCCGUAGCUGUUUUUGAAGUUAUGAGAAUGUUGCUGUUGGAGGAUUCUUACCGUGGGCAGAAAGUUUUACAAGAAAGCAAACUGUUUCCUUGUUGCUUGGAUUUGAUUAAAGCUGGCAGUGCAACAGUCUGUGAAAAACUUGUUGACAUGUUGUGUGAAUUUGCAAAAAAUACGAGGUAACAGCUGUUCUGUCAACAAAUUUUAAAUAGUGUUUGGUUGUGGUGAUAUAGGUGAAGCAAUAUAAUUUUCUUUUUACUCAGAUCAUGGGAAUUGAACUGGGAUAGUUUAUUCUCAACAGAAGAGUCAAGUGCCUCAAGUGUUCUUCUUGGGUCAUGUGUUGAUCUUUUUAAAAAGGACCUUAUUGUUAGUGGACUUGAGCUGGUAUCUGGGCUAGCCUUUUGUCACGGAAGUUCCAGGUAUGAAACUUACAAUCUAUAGCAGUUUCUGUUCGUUAAGUUCAUCUUUAGUCAUGGUAUCAACAAAAAUCCAUAAAUCCUUCCUUAUUCCAAGAAUUACUUUUAUGGUUUUAAGGAAGGGUCCACGCAUGCAUAUUAACUAUUACAGGGGAUGAAUGCUCUGGAGAUUUUCACAAAUGCUAUGAUCCACAAGUCAAGUAAAUUCUCAGGAUCUAGUUCCUAAAAGGCCAACAAGUGCUAAUCAAGGAUAAAACUUUAAGCCAAACAAAUGAGUUAAUUUUUGCAAGAAAUGAGUUAUGCAGACUGUUGUCUUUGAUUAAGUAGUAAUGUAUAAAUGUGCAACCUAUAAGUGUUUCUAUGGACACAUUUGACGGAAUAACAGCUUUGCAUUUGUGCAAUUUGGGGGUGCAUAGUUUGACAAUGCUAUGCUCAUGCCCUGUUUUAUCUCCCCAUUUUUUUCAAAGAAAAGUGUAUUUUGCAUGUUUUUGACUUUUAAGAAUAACACGACCUGCUUAAUACAGAUACCCUGUUAAUUCAGACCCUGCAUAUCCAUGAAGCUUAAUUAACUUGAACUUCUUUUGUGUUUCACUCAAAAAUGCCCGUUAAUACUAUUAUUGAGUAUUUUAUUAUAUUUCAUUUUGAAAAAUAAAUUCAGAAUUUUUGUCUUGUUCUCUUUAUCCAGAAAUUUUACUCACAACUGGUUGGAAGCUCUUUUUGAUGUUGUUAAGUUGCCAUUUGAGUUGUCAUUAAGUCUGCUUUGUCAGGACAAUGGAAAAUUGCAAAAUGGUGACCAUAGUGUCAGUGAAGGUGCAGCUCUGACUACAGGAUCAAUAGUUAUUGACGGCUUAAUAGCAGAUGAUAAACAAAAAAAAUUGAUUGCCAAGGUAUUUUUUGCAUUCUAUUAAAGCUUCAUCACCGUGAUAAACUCCUUUGUGUAAGUUAAGAGUGGUUAGAAAUUUUUACCCACUCAAGUCACUAGCUAGACCAUUCAAAGUGCUCGUCCCAUUGUUUUCCAACUGUCGGAGUUGGUUCUUAGCUUUCAAUGGAAAAGCAUAAGUGUACAAAGUCCUGGAGAAGGUCACAUUAUUUCUUGUUGCUACUGUGUUCAGGGGGGAAAAGAAAGUUAGUUUUACAGCCUGCCAUUUGGGCAAGCUGUAGCUCGCAUGUACUAGCCCACAAGUCAUUUCAACUAGCCCCCAAACCCUUUUUGAUUAGCAGGAUUGAUUACAAUCCUUCUUUGGUUUGAAUUUCCCCGAAAAACAGCACUCUUGCCCAUCGGGCAAGUUAAGAACAAAAACCACUAGCCAAAUAGCAAAAUCCACUAACCCCGGGCUAACAGACACGACUUUCUUUGCGUGCUGGUGUUAAUAUCCAGUGAAUGAACCUUGUAGUUUGUUUAUUUUUUAUAUAUUUUAUUUUUAUUUACGUUAUUUUUGUAUGUUUUUUUUGUGAGCAGGAACAGCUUCAAUGUAUAUUGUCCCCCAAAAUUAAAGAAUGUUGUUCCGUCACACAAGUUAUUUGUCAAGCACUUGCUGCAGCACAAAGUCUCAUUAGUCAGGUGAUGAUUCUACAAACUUUGUUAUCUCCUUGCUUAUAUUAUCUAAAAAUGAACUUAGCAUCUAAGAGUACGUAUUUAGCAGUAACUCUCCACAAAAGCGUCCUUCAGGAUGGAGGUGUUGUGCAGGGGCGGACCCAGUAAUUUUUGAUUGGGGGGGAGGGGGGUGGGGUCCAAACUUUGAUUCAGAAAAAGACUGUUGAACUUUUUUGUGGCAAAUUACUGUCCUUCUCCCCCACACCCCCUCCCACUAGUCACAGUUCCACGUAUAAUUCCUUGGCCCUCUUUCAUGAAAAAAAAUCAGCUGGUUAAAGAGUAAUAUAUGAUCCUGUUGAUGUAAGAAUUUCAGUCUCAAACAAGUGUCAGGUCUGAUAGGGGGCUCUGGACCUCCCGGACCCUCUCCCUUUGGUCCGCCACUGUUGUGAUAGUGAGAUUGGUUUAUACCCCCGGCAGUUCUCUUAUUUUAAGGGGUGUGCAACAUUUUUAUUUUUAUGAACUAUCAAAAAUGUGGCCAUUGGGUAUGCUUGCUGUUUUAAACAGGUGGUGACCAUUAGUAGAGGUUUCACUGUAUUAUUGUUCAGAUAUUUCAAACCAAAAUAACUCAUCACCACUAGGUGUGCUUGAAAACUUGUGCCUUAAAGGUUGGACAGGAGCCUGAGCACCUCAGGCAUAUCAAGGAGGUGUCCAUGGCAACUCUGCGAGUGAGAACCACCCAUGCAUGCAUCCGCCAACUGGCACCGUCACACUGAAGAAAUUUGGUGGAAAAUACUCACCUGACCCCAUACUUACCAAAAAAGGGGGGAGGGAAGGUCUGGGAGCCAGAAUCUGCAAAGUUUCAUGUUAACAACAGAUCCACAAAGAUCAGCUCAAAAUGCCAGCAUGAGGUGCAACAUUAGUUACAAGAUAAUCAAAAGGCCCCUGCGGCCACCCCAGAGAUCACAUACGCUUGAGUUGGACAUUACUGACCGCACUGGCUUGCAAUUUAACUCGACCUAAAUUACAUUUAGCCACAUAUUAAAAUUGCCUUAUCUUCCUUUGAAUAUAACAACGUACUCUCGCUAAGAAUAGGGAGGUGCUGAGAGCAAGAGGUCUAGGGGCGGUGCCUCGCAUGGGACGUUAGUCCCGUUGCACCUACCCCUUUUGGGUUUUUGCUUGUUUUUUUUUGUGUGUGUGUGUGUUGUAUUACAAAUUUAUAUUGUAUAUCACUAGAGGAGCACCCAAUAAAGCGGUAAAAAAAAAAAGUUUUUUAUUUCCUGAAUCAUCUUCGUUUUUUGUUAUUUUUCUCUGCCCAGGCUUCAACAGCACAUUCUUGUUAUGUGUUUCUCUGGCUGAAGCGUAGCCUAGGCCUCGUCCAAUGGUGUACCAGUCCAAACAAUCGGUCCACUUCUCAAUUCCACAGCAAUCAAAAAGUGGUCAAAGCUUGCCUGGGAUUCAUUUCCAGUCUCACUGAAAUGCAGAAUUCAAAAGGUGAUCUUUGAGAACAUCUAUCUCUUGCUACAGCUAUAAGUACAGCCCCACAUUCACUACAGUUAAACAAGAGAAAUUUGCGAAAGCUAAGCAAAAAACAUUAAAGCUGAGGUUAUGUUGUUACUUUUACUGUUCAAAGUUUAAUACUUUACCACUUUGUUGUCAGUAGACUGUCAGGAGUCUAUAUUACAUAAUUUUUAUACUUCUAAAGUCUUCUGAGAUUUAGAGGCCCUAAUGAAUUUGGCUCUGUAAAUUAUCCUGGUGUUUACUCACAACAUUUUUUUAUUGCAGUUAUUUUGGAACACACAGAUUCUUGCACUGUAAAUCAAAUGUUUAAUGAUGUGGUCUUUACUCUAGUUCAACUUAUUGAGAGUUCAGAGUCAAGUGCAUCUGUGAGUAUUUUCAUUGUUAUCCUUGAAGCUCCAGCUCACCAAUGUCCAUCAGAAACUUCAUGCUCUUUUUGUCUUUUGGGAAAAGUAGCCUGCAAUAUUCAAAACUUUGCACAGGUUAUUUAUUACGGUAAAAUAAGCCAUUUAGAAAACUUAAAUAGAGAGAGACUCAUGCGGUCAACAUGCUUAACAUCGAGAUGGCCAAACAUUGAACAAAAAAAUAACUGAGACCACUCGGUAAUGUUUUCAUUUAAAUAUCACAUCUUGUCUUGUUUCUGCGUAAGAGGAGAAAUGAGCGCUACAUACCUCGUUCUUUUAGCCACUGAAGAGGGGAAAUCAAUUAGGGAACUGAACCAACAGGAAAUCGAAAUGUCUUGAGACUUUGGCGAAACGACCGUAAACCAUUACCAUGGGCUAGGGCUCAUACUACCACCCUUAGGUGUGAAUUCUGAUGCUCGGAUCUCUACACCUCCAAACUUCCCCAUAUUUUAAAACUCAUUAAAAUCCUACAUUUUACCUCCUGUUUUUAUCUGUUGUAAAGGUGAUCUCCAGUUCUUUGAAGACAUUAGGAAAACUACUCAAGGUCACCAGGGAAGAAUUUAUCACUGAACUGUUCAGCUACCAAACUUUAAGUGGAGAGAUUCCCAAAAAGCAAGCUCGACUUGACAGUAGUGAGUCAUGGAAAGAUGGUCAACAGGAGAUGACUGUUAAAAGAGUAGACAGUGAGAAGCUGGCUUUGGUGCUCUCUCAGAGAUUACGUGACUCCAGAUGGGAAGUUAAAGACUCAUCUCUGGAGUUUGUUGCUUCUCUCUUACAAGUUAAUCAUGGUUAGUCUCUGAGAAAUCAUCUUGAAUUUUCUCGUUGUUCAGAGACAAACAACAUCUUCCUUCAUCACUUAAGAUUUGCUAGAUUAACUCAGGUCAUAUCUGUGAGAUGAUCGUUAGUAAGAACUGUAAACCCCGUAUUCAGCGGACACCGAUGGGAUCUUCUACUACCGUCCACUUACUUAAGGUUUCCGCUUAGGUUGUUUUACAGAAAAUAUGAGAAAAAAUAGUAGAGACUAAGUUGGCAAUUAUUGUCAUGUUUCGUGCCUAACACACGGUACCCAAUUGAUAUAGGUUUUCACUGUAGAUAAAUGUAGUUUUUUUAUUGCGUAAUAAAAUAUUAGGAAAAUACGAAUUUAUUUGCUAUCAUUAUUUCAUUUUAAGAUUCAAUUCACGAGUUUCUCUGUCGACACAACAUACAUGUGAUGGUGUGGAAUGCUACUGAUGACGCGGACAGUUAUGUCCGUGCUACUGCUGUUCAUGUGAUUGGUUCCCUCGUCUGUCGAUCACAGCUUUGGAUAUCACUUCUUCAAAUCAGUCAUUUAACCGAGGUAUUAAGUAAGAGAAAUAGAGGAAACAAACAAGCACGAAGAAAUCGCAAUCCUGCCCUCCCCCCGCAAGGAAAAAAACUCCUGGGCUGAGUUGUUCAAAGCUGGGUUAAGAUAACCCAGGGUUAGUGCGAGAUUUUAAUUCAGAUUUGAAAGCUUAAAAAGCAUUUCAGUUUUAAUUCUUUUUGUCUACAAGAUUAUGAUAUAACAGAGAAAAUUAUCCUCGAAAAUGCUUCAGAACACAAGAAAAAGAAGCCCAGGUUAAAUUUAACCCCGGGUUAAGCGCUAACCGGCCUUCGAACAACUGGGCCCUGGGUUUUCAGGAAAACGCUGUGGGUUUAAUACUUCGAUGUUGUCCUUGUAAUGUGUGGAAAACGUGAUAGAGUUAAAACCGCAAAAACCUCUCAUUGCAUCGUGAAUGCAAAGAAUUGUUAUAUGAGGAUGAAAAAGUUGCGGUUUUAACCAUGUACAGUCCUGAAAUGUCCCAUAAAAAUACAAGUUUAAAAGGGAUCGCGUCCAUCUUAAUAAGAACACUGUAAUCAUUCAAUCCAGAACCGCAUUCCCUGGUAGCAGAGGCCUCUUCUCAGUGGUAUUCGGGGAAAAGAGGCCUCUGCCAGCGGGAAAAGAACAGCAAACUAUACGUACAUCUCAUCUCCCGCUUUUUCAAUAAAGUGGAGCUGAGCUGUCCUGGACUGAAUUUUGUCCAAAAUUUAAAGGAAAUACAUUCUAAGGUCUUAACUUAUGUUACUGCUGAUGCUCCUUCUGUGCUUUUUAUAUCUCGACAGGAAAGCAUUUUGCAGAAGUUCUUGUCUAUUCUUGAGAACGAUGACGAGGCGUUCCCACGAAGAAGAGCCAUAGAAUGCCUUAACUUAUGGGUAAAAGCGAGUCAUCCUAUUGUGGAAAAACGUCUACAGCUUGGCAAGCCGCACCAAUUAGAUUCCGCAAAUACCACCGGCAGGAAUUUUAUGAGUCCCCCUGGGAUGAGAACAAACGUGGAGUUGUUAUCAGCAGGAGAGCUUUCCGAGGGAAUUCCGAAGUCUGACGAUCCUGAGAAGUUGAGAUUUGUGAGUCAGUCGGAAGGUACGAAGGCACCAACGAAAUUCGAAAUAGCCCAAAGUGUGUGUCAUGCUUGUAAGGACCUUGACUGGGAAGUCAAACUUCGAGGACUUGAAUUUUGGGAGGCAGUGAUUGAUUCCUUCAUCUCUUUUCAAGGCAGCAGCAGGGAAAAGGCUAGCUUAAGGAGCAAAGCUAGCGUCGAGGAAGAAAUAGAUGUUGAAAAUAUGAAAGAACUCUUCCAGCUGCUUUUUGACAUGGGCGCAUUGAAUAUGCUGAACGAAGUUUUAAACGACUCUGACGUCAUGGUCUGCGAGAAGGCCCUGGAGGUAUUAGCUUCGUUACAAAACAUUGCGAAUCCCGAAGGAAUGUACAACGAACAAAGUAUUAAAACGUCUUGGGAAUUCCAGGAGUCUCUUGGAAAGAGCUUUGACUUUGAAAAGUUUACGGACGUUUUGCGUUCUGCAGACUUUCCUUCUCUGACCCAGUCUAAUGAAGCUGCAGAUAGCUUGGUCAGAUCUGACCCUGUGUCUUUUAUCCAGGACAUAAUGUUAGCGGCCUCACAUCAAGACGAAAAUUUACUUGACUGUUAUUGA
Molecule: messenger RNA, 8322 nt
Organism: Porites lobata
Lineage: Eukaryota; Metazoa; Cnidaria; Anthozoa; Scleractinia; Poritidae
Source: the annotation of a GenBank genome assembly